AUGGCUUGGAAGAUUCUAUUUUGUCACCGAACCACCAGUUUCAUCUUUCUGACCACCUUCAUGCUCUUAAUUGUCAUGUUCAUUUCUUUAACCUGGAUGAAGUUUGACACCCUUUCAAAAGUGAUCAAGUGUAAGCAAGCUGAGGUUAUUUACAAGACAGUAGGGCAACAGAACAUGACAGUUUCUUCCAAUACUAAAGAUAUUCUCGUUCUUGUUUGGGUUUGGCCAUUUGGAACCCAUUUCCCACUUGACACUUGCCGGAUUGCAUCAGGCAUUUCUGGAUGUAAAAUGACAGCCGACAGGAGUCAAUACAGUGUUGCAGAUGCUGUGGUCAUGCACCAUGUAGAUAUCAUGUAUGACCAGAAAUCAUUACCGCAAGAACCAAGACCUCAUAAUCAGCACUGGGUCUGGUUUAACAUGGAGCCUCCAUUAAUCAUCAAAAACCUCCAUUUUCUAGACAACCUGUUUAACUUGACAAUGACGUUCCGCCAGGAUUCUGAUAUCUACAGGCCUUAUGGUAGGAUUGUAGUUUUAAAAGAGCCACGGAAGCUCACCAUUCCAGCUAAGUCCAAACUGGUCUCUUGGGUAGUCAGUCAGUGGUACCCUGGUGUUGCUCGUACAGCUUAUUAUGAAGAGCUAAGGAAAUAUAUUCCUAUAGAUGUCUAUGGUAAAAAAAACAUGACAUUGAGCUGGAAUGACUUCUUCAAAACUAUCUCCCAGUACAAAUUUUAUUUGGCUUUUGAAAAUUCUAAUUAUAAGGACUAUAUCACUGAAAAAUUCUGGUCAAAUGCAUAUGAUUCAUGGGCUGUGCCAGUUGUGUUAGGGACCUCGCGUACGAACUAUGAGCGAUUCAUCCCUCGAGAUGCUUUUAUUCAUGUUGACGAUUUCCCCAGUGCCAAGGAGCUGGCUGCUUACCUUCUUGAACUGGACAAAGACGAAGAAAGGUACAAAAAAUACUUUAACUGGAGAACACAUUACCAAGUGAUAAGAGAUCCUGGAUGGGAGCGUAACUACUGCCAAGUGUGUGCUGCAUUAAGGAAAGCUCCAUAUUAUCAGACAAUUCCGAGUAUAGCCAAAUGGUUUUUAGAAAAUGUAGAGGUAUCCAACACCGAAAACUAA
Messenger RNA from Pelobates fuscus (common spadefoot toad), 1119 nucleotides. RefSeq names its product 3-galactosyl-N-acetylglucosaminide 4-alpha-L-fucosyltransferase FUT3-like. The record is from RefSeq and is a predicted model, not a curated record. Gene Ontology annotation, molecular function: alpha-(1->3)-fucosyltransferase activity. The coding region runs from base 1 to 1119 and encodes 372 amino acids. Lineage: Eukaryota; Metazoa; Chordata; Amphibia; Anura; Pelobatidae. The transcript has a single exon. Gene Ontology annotation, cellular component: membrane.